AUGUUGGAAUCCAGUUAUUAUUUGAAUUUCCUAGAGCCAGUCAACAAUAUCACCAUAGUCCAGGGUCAGACAGCAAUUCUGCACUGCAAAGUGGCAGGCAACCCACCCCCUAGUGUGCGGUGGCUGAAGAAUGAUGCCCCAGUUGUGCAGGAGCCCCGGCGUGUCAUCAUUCGGAAGACAGAAUAUGGUUCUCGAUUGAGGAUUCAGGACCUGGAUACCACAGACACUGGCUACUAUCAGUGUGUGGCUACGAACGGGGUGAAGACAAUCACAGGCACAGGCGUUCUGUUUGUGAGGCUUGGUCCAACACACAGCCCAAAUCAUAACUUUCAGGACGACUAUCAUGAGGAUGGAUUCUGCCAGCCUUACCGGGGCAUUGCUUGUGCACGCUUCAUUGGGAACCAGACCAUCUUUGUGGACUCUCUCCAGAUGCAGGGGGAGAUCGAGAACCGGAUAACAGACCAGAAAGAGUAUGCACAUCCAAAAACUUCAACAGGGUUAAAAGAGAAGCCAAAGAUUGGAGGGAAAUAUUUGGGGAACAUUGGAACAUCCCCUCCCAGGUUCAGCUCACAUGCAUUGUUUGUUGCCCACUUGCGUUUAAAUAUUUUAUUUGGUGGUCCCCAAGACAGCAGCAAAAUGGGAAUUCUCUAUAUAUUGGUUCCGAGCAUUGCAAUACCCUUGGUUAUUGCUUGCCUUUUCUUCUUGGUCUGCAUGUGCCGGAAUAAGCAGAAGUCUUCAGCAUCCACACCACAGCGAAGACAACUGAUGGCAUCGCCCAGCCAAGAUAUGGAAAUGCCUCUCAUUAGCCAGCAUAAACAGGCCAAGCUCAAAGAGAUCAGUCUAUCCUCAAUGCGGUUCAUGGAAGAGCUAGGGGAGGACCGAUUCGGGAAGGUCUACAAAGGCCACCUCUUUGGCUCUACACCAGGGGAGCAGAUUCAGGCUGUGGCCAUCAAAACACUUAAGGAUAAAGCCGAGAUGACCCUUCGGGAAGAAUUUAAGCAUGAAGCUAUGAUGCGUUCAAGACUCCAGCACCCCAACAUCGUCUGUCUUCUCGGAGUGGUGACCAAAGACCAGCCCAUUAGUAUGGUUUUCAGCUACUGUGUCCAUGGUGAUCUACAUGAGUUUCUAGUGAUGCGCUCACCACACUCAGAUGUGGGCAGCACUGAAAAUGACCACAUUCUGAAGCCUGCUCUGGAGCCCCCUGACCUUGUCCAUGUUGUUGCCCAGAUUGCUGCAGGAAUGGAAUAUCUGUCUAGCCACCACGUGGUACACAAGGACCUCGCCACUAGAAAUGUUCUUAUGUUUGAUAAACUGACAGUGAAGAUCUCAGACCUAGGCCUUUUCCGAGAAGUAUACUCAGCUGAUUACUAUAAACUGAUAGGGAAUUCAUUCCUGCCCAUCCGCUGGAUGUCCCCAGAAGCCAUCAUGUAUGGCAAGUUCUCCAUUGACUCUGAUAUCUGGUCCUAUGGUGUGGUCUUGUGGGAGAUCUUCAGCUACGGCCUACAGCCUUAUUGCGGCUACUCUAACCAGGAUGUGGUAGAGAUGAUACGAAACCGUCAGGUGCUGCCCUGCCCAGAUGACUGUCCCUCCUGGGUGUAUGCCUUAAUGAUUGAGUGCUGGAAUGAGUUCCCUAACCGGAGGCCCCGAUUCAAAGAUAUCCACAGCAGGCUCAGAACCUGGGGGAACAUCUCCAAUUACAACAGCUCUGCACAAACCUCAGGGGCCAGCAACACCACCCAGACCAGCUCCCUCAGCACCAGUCCUGUAAGCAAUGUGAGCAAUGCUCGCUAUGUGGGACCCAAGCAGAAGUCCCAGGCCUUCCCACAGCCCCAGUUCAUCUCCAUGAAGGGUCAGAUCAGACCACUGGUGCCCCCACCCCAGCUCUAUAUCCCUGUCAAUGGCUAUCAGCCAGUGCCAGCCUAUGGAGCUUACCUGCCCAACUUCUAUCCUGUUCAAAUCCCAAUGCAAGUGCCUCCUCAGCAAGUGCCUCCCCAGAUGGUACCCAAGCCAGGCUCCCAUCACAGUGGCAGUGGCUCCACCAGCACAGGCUAUGUCACUACAGCACCCUCCAACACGUCUGUGACUGAUAGGGCAGCCCUUCUAUCUGAGAGCACAGAGGAUGCUCAGAACACUCCAGAGGAUGCAGCUCAGAAUCCUGUGCCAGAAGUAGAGGAUGAAGAGGAAGGCUCUGUCCCAGAGACAGAGCUUCUGGGAGACAAUGACACCCUUCAACUGGAAGAGACCGAGGCACAGCUGGAGGCCUAA
Messenger RNA from Elephantulus edwardii (Cape elephant shrew), 2265 nucleotides. RefSeq names its product tyrosine-protein kinase transmembrane receptor ROR2-like. Gene Ontology annotation, cellular component: signaling receptor complex. The record is from RefSeq and is a predicted model, not a curated record. The transcript is spliced from 9 exons. NCBI's taxonomy places the organism in Eukaryota, Metazoa, Chordata, Mammalia, Macroscelidea, Macroscelididae. Gene Ontology annotation, molecular function: ATP binding; transmembrane receptor protein tyrosine kinase activity. Gene Ontology annotation, biological process: cell surface receptor protein tyrosine kinase signaling pathway; multicellular organism development; positive regulation of kinase activity. The coding region runs from base 1 to 2265 and encodes 754 amino acids.